AUGUUCCAGACGAAUUGCUCUAACGCGAGUGUGUGGUUGUUGACAUGCAGAUACCGAGUCCUGCGACAACAGACACUGCCGACGCGCAGGCACCGACUUGGUGUAUACGAUGAGUACUCCCAAAUCCCAGCCGCUCAUUCUGGUCCUACCCACCCUCCCCCAUCGCCGUUCACGUAUCCCAGCUCCCGACGCAUUGCUGACUUUUUCGUUGUUGGCUCGGGUAUUGCUGGAAUGUCGUUUGCGAGGAGGAUCUUGCAUAGUGCAGGUGCUGAUGGGCAUGAGGUUAGAGUUACUACGUUGGAAACGAUAGAUGCGUGUUCUGGGGCGACUUGGAGACAUAUCUCACCACCUCUAUAUCAUGACUUCGCCUCGCUCAAGCGUGAUCACAGACAAGCUGUUGCCCAAAAGAUGAUGAAAUUGAGGUUGGCGCAUCUCGAGGAGUUACGAAGCGUCGCGGAACAAGAAGGCAUUCUUGCAGAAUCCGGGAAGGCCCUAGCCGAGGUGGCGCUGGGACGCGAAGUGGAGGGCAAGUUUAGGGAGUGGAUGACGGAGAAUUUCCUGGAUGCGUUGAACAUGUGA
Molecule: messenger RNA, 579 nt
Organism: Suillus subalutaceus
Lineage: Eukaryota; Fungi; Basidiomycota; Agaricomycetes; Boletales; Suillaceae
Exons: 3
Coding region: 1-579 (192 amino acids)
Source: RefSeq, a predicted model, not a curated record